Molecule: messenger RNA, 1525 nt
Organism: Oryza brachyantha (malo sina)
Lineage: Eukaryota; Viridiplantae; Streptophyta; Magnoliopsida; Poales; Poaceae
Product: bidirectional sugar transporter SWEET4
Exons: 5
Coding region: 250-1017 (255 amino acids)
Biological process (GO): carbohydrate transport
Cellular component (GO): membrane
Molecular function (GO): sugar transmembrane transporter activity
Source: RefSeq, a predicted model, not a curated record
AGGCUGCGGGAGCGAGGGAGGGCGUCGUCUAUUUAAGACCACCUUCGUCUCUCGCCCUCAUCGCAUCACCCAACCCAUCCCUCCUUCCAUCCUUCCUUCGCUCGCUCGUCUGUCUCACGUACUUUGCUCCCUCCGCCGUGCGUUGCUCGGUCUCGUCUCUCCCCACGCCGGCGACAAGCGAGCGCGCGCGCGUCCGUUCGUUCUCGCGAGGGAGAGGUUCCAGUCCCCAGUCCCCGUGCCCCGGCCACCAUGGUCUCGCCGGACACCAUCCGCACCGCCAUCGGCGUCGUCGGCAAUGGAACCGCCCUCGUGCUCUUCCUCUCCCCAGUGCCGACGUUCAUACGGAUCUGGAAGAAGGGGUCGGUGGAGCAAUACUCGGCGGUGCCGUACGUGGCGACGCUGCUCAACUGCAUGAUGUGGGUGCUGUACGGCCUCCCCGCCGUCCAUCCGCACAGCAUGCUCGUCAUCACCAUCAACGGCACCGGCAUGGCCAUCGAGCUCACCUACCUCGCCCUCUUCCUCGCCUUCUCCCUCGGCGCCGUCCGCCGCCGCGUCCUCCUCCUCCUCGCCGCCGAGGUCGCCUUCGUCGCCGCCGUCGCCGCCCUCGUCCUCACCCUCGCCCACACCCACGAGCGCCGCUCCAUGAUCGUCGGCAUCCUCUGCGUCCUCUUCGGCACCGGCAUGUACGCCGCCCCCCUCUCCGUCAUGAAAAUGGUGAUCCAGACUAAGAGCGUGGAGUACAUGCCCCUCUUCCUGUCCCUGGCGUCACUGGUCAACGGCAUCUGCUGGACAGCCUACGCCCUCAUCCGCUUCGACCUAUACAUCACUAUCCCGAACGGGCUUGGGGUGAUGUUCGCGGUGGCGCAGCUGAUCCUGUACGCCAUCUACUACAAGUCGACGCAGGAGAUCCUGGAGGCGCGCAAGCGCAAGGCCGUCGCCAUGACCGAGGUCGUCGUCGACUCCGGCGACGCCAAGAACAACCCCUCCUCCGGCGCCGCCGCCAACGGCCACUACUAGCUCGCUCGAGUCAGAUGGCAUCCUUCCAGGCCUUGCUGACUAGCAAACGGGAGAAGCUGCUACUCUGUUAUUACUACCCUACUAGCUAAUUAGUCCCAAAGGGAUACUACAUCAUUACAUGUCUCGAUGCAAUUAGCUAAUCUAAUUACCACUAUCAUCACCCUGCCUAAUCCGCUGCUGUUGAUUAGUAUGGCAGAGAGCCAAGAGAGAACAAAUUGAGCUGCACUCUUAUAUAACUUGAGGAGGUGCAGUGCUAUUGUCUGUCCCAUGGGGGGUAAACUGUCUUUACAGGAAGAGGGCCUAGCUGCUCUUGUUGUUAAAACAGCUAGCCCUACUUUUUAUUUUUAUUUUUUCCCCUUAUUAUCCUGCUAUGCUUUUCGAUCUACUGGUGUAUUACUUCCCUGCUUUUCUUGCGUUCCUGUACCUGCCGUAAUGUAAUUUGGAGGCCAUCCAGAUGGUGCUGGGGAUUAUGAUACCUGGAAAAUGAAGAAAAAAAGAUUUAAAAAUA